Gossypium raimondii (Peruvian cotton) is the source of this 622-nucleotide messenger RNA. RefSeq lists its product as uncharacterized. NCBI's taxonomy places the organism in Eukaryota, Viridiplantae, Streptophyta, Magnoliopsida, Malvales, Malvaceae. The transcript has a single exon. The record is from RefSeq and is a predicted model, not a curated record. The coding region runs from base 80 to 454 and encodes 124 amino acids.
CACCAUCUCUGCUUAUAAAAUUUUCCCCAAUUUCGAAAACCCUAAUUUUCUCUCUGCAUACGUUUCAUUCAGUUUUUUAAUGGCUUCUCGUCUUCUCAGUUUUGGCCCCACCGGAAUCCACGCUUCCGCCGUUUCUGAUCAUGACCGCCGGAAAAGUACUUCGUCGUCUUCCUAUGCUAACUGGUGGGCUCCACUUUUUCGAGUUUCAUCUGAGCCGGAUUACAUUGGAUCCGAUAAGAAAUCGGAGGUCACGGAGAGAAGAGAGGGCGGAUCGGAAGCGGAUCCGCUGCUAAAUAUGGCGAGAUCGAAGUUUUACCCCGGUUGCUUUACGGAGAAGAAGGCGAAGCAACUCCGAUUGAUGAUUACCAACUCAUCGUCGUUUCAUGACGUUAUGUACCACUCGGCGAUAGCUUCUCGACUCGCCUCUGACUUCAAAGGUCGAUCCGAUCUAUGAGUGUCAGGCAAGUAACUGAAGUCAGAGCUAUUAAAACCAAGUUUCCGUUAAUUUUUUUCUUUGUCUUGAAUUUUUGAAGGGGCUGAAAGAAACUGUUAACUGAUGGAAAAAAAUUCCAAUAACCAUGUUUAUUCAACAUUUGAAAUAAUAUAGAAUCGUUUUUCAAGA